Trematosphaeria pertusa is the source of this 636-nucleotide messenger RNA. RefSeq lists its product as uncharacterized. NCBI's taxonomy places the organism in Eukaryota, Fungi, Ascomycota, Dothideomycetes, Pleosporales, Trematosphaeriaceae. The transcript is spliced from 2 exons. Gene Ontology annotation, cellular component: cytoplasm; membrane. The coding region runs from base 1 to 636 and encodes 211 amino acids. The record is from RefSeq and is a predicted model, not a curated record.
AUGCCGCUGCCGCCCAUCGUCUCGUCGUGCGUCCUCUCGCUCGCCAUUGGCUGCGCCUCCAACGUCAUCGCCCAGAAGCUCAAGGCGUACAGCAAUGACGCGCCCUUCGUCUUCGACGGCCCGCUCUUCGUCCACUUCGCCAUCCUGGCCGUCAUCACCACGCCGGUAAACUACUGCUGGCAGAAUUGGCUCGAGCGCACCUUCCCCGGCUGGAAGAUGGUCAAGCAGAAGCGCGCCGCGUCGGCCUCGAGCCUGGACGACGAGGAGAAGCAGGAGAAGCAGGCCUUUCUGAACGACGACGGCGAGGACAAGAAGGCGAUUGAGGACGAAGUCAGGGUCCGCGACUGGUGGAACAUCUUCAGGAAGUGGUUCACCGACUGCAUCACCCUGGGCGCGUUGCUCAACACCUUCAUGUUCCUGGCGCUGAUGGGGCUUAUGGAGGGCAAGAAGACGGCGCAGAUAGCCGACGACGUCAAGAAUGAAAUGUGGACCAUCAUCUGGGACUCGUACAAAGUGUGGCCCGUUGCCAACUUCUUCAGCACCACCUACUGCCCCGUCGAGCGCCGCAUCGUCUUCCUCAGCUUCUGCGGCCUGCUGUGGAACAUCUACCUGACCCUCGUCGCCGCCAGGCUGUAA